Messenger RNA from Linepithema humile (Argentine ant), 2114 nucleotides. RefSeq lists its product as uncharacterized. The record is from RefSeq and is a predicted model, not a curated record. NCBI's taxonomy places the organism in Eukaryota, Metazoa, Arthropoda, Insecta, Hymenoptera, Formicidae.
UAACUGUUUAUGGUUUCCAUUCAAAAGAUGACAAAGGACGAUGUAUAUACACAUACAUAUACAUACCCAUAUUUUAUGUGGGUGAGAGACUCAGGUAGAAUACCAGAAAUUCUACUACCUGCGCCAGUCCAGUGGAGCUGGGAUUUAAAACGGUCAGAAUCAUUUCUCCCUUACAAGAGAACACAUCGCUGGUAACGUGCGAAGCAAGCACAGUAGGAUAUAUAUAUAUAUAUAUUAUACCUGAGGAUAUCUUCAAGCAGACGUUAAGAGUUUAGUUUAAAUGGAAAGUCCGUGCACAUUGCAAUAUAUACAUGUUUUGGAUGCUGCAGAGCUCAACAGUUUACAAUUUUGAUAUAUUGCCACGACGAAACGUUCUAAUUCUCGAGAAAAUUGUUUAACAUAUCAUCAUGUCAAUGAAACCAGUUCUAUAUAGGGUCGAAACAUACAUCGUACCCGAGGCAAAUGAACUCCCGGUGCAAGCCGCGAUUAAUGAAAUGGAUAACAUCAAAACCAUAAACCGAUUCAAACAUAAAAGCAUAUCUGGGAAAAAUGUUCAAAACGAUGAUAUGUCGCCUGCUACGUACAAUAAACACAUGGAACUCGUAAAAUAUUCUGCAGAGAUCAACGAAUUGAGUAAUAGAAAAAUUAUGAAUGAUGUAACGAAUAAGAAUCAGACUCUAGUAAUCAGACAAGAGUUCCAUAACGAUAAUGAGUGUUGUCAUAAAGAUGAUCUUCAUUCUUCUAACGAGCGUCUUAAUGUACAAAACACAAAGUUCUGUGCGUCGACUGAAUCGCAAGAAUUGUAUCCUGUGAGACAAUUCAAGAGAUUCAACAGUUUGGUAUCAAUCGAUGAGGGAAGCGAGAUCUCACUAGAAACCAAACUGAGCGACUUUUGUCAUCACGGCUACAAGAACGGUUGCACCGCGACGAUUCCGCCGCCCGAAGAAGUCAGCGAGGAGAUCUUCAAGGAAAACUGGUUGCAGAAGAUAGAGAUUCUGAGACAACAAGAGGCUGUGCUAAGAGAAAAGGAGAUGAAUCUGCAGAGCAGAGAAAGAGAGUUGUUCAGAAGAGAGAAAGAACUGAGAAUCGCGGAGAGAGCUCUCAGGGAUAAAAUUAAGCAGGUGAAUGAGCGGGAAUUACAAUACCAAAAAAAUAAGCAGACUGCAGAGAAAAGACUGAAUAAAGCGACGCGAAUUUUAUCCGACGAGCUCAAGGAAUCGAAUGAUCCUGCAAAAACAGAGAGGUUGAGAAAUUCUCAACCUUUAGUCAGCUCGUGUGAGAAAAUUGACAGAAGGGAAGAAUCUGAUCUAAGAGAUAAAAAAUUAAAACAUUUAACGCGUUCAAAAAGCCAUUUAUCAAAGCAACCCUCUUCGUCGAAUGCAACUUCCGCAUCUCAUACAUACGCCAGCAUAAAAUACAAAGAACGGCCCAAGAUAUGCUACGAAGAUCUAAACUCAACGUUGUCAGCUGAUCCUGGAGACUCAUCCUUCGUACGGACGUCAGAACGAUUUAAUCCGGAAUUGUACAAGAAACCAAGUGCGUUUACAAGAUCAGCGAGUGAGCGAUGGACCAAGCAGAAAGAUAAGCCAGUCCCGAAGCGGUCAAUGCUUGAUACUGUAGAGAAGCUUGAACAUAUUGAGGAAGAAAAAGUCUUCAAAAAACUCAGUGAAAACAUAUGUGCUUCGCAGGACAAGAACACGAAGUUUCAGAAUUAUGGACUUGUGGAUUGCAGAUCAAAUGACGUUCAAAGCAAGGUAGAGCGUAAUCUUGGCAAGGAAGGGAAGUUCUUGUACCUCGAUCUGGAAAUCAACAACAAACACAGUCAGAAAGUGACCAAGGUAUUCAAAAAUAGACCGAUCUCCUGGAACGAGGAGGAGAAUAAAUGGUUACAAAAAAAACGCGAGGCCUUUAAUCUAGCAACUAAAAAAUCUGAAAAUAAGGAAAAUCUCAAGUGCAAUACCAUUACAGAAAAAAGCGGAAAGACUUCGAAAAAGGAUGUAAAGAACAAAUUAUUUACUAUAUUUCGUUAACGAGUAUAUAAUUCUACUAUUACUGGAGUAAUUUAGAAUUUAAUUUGCAAUUUAAAGAUUAAUUUUCUCUCGCAAUAUCAAGAA